AUGAAGAAAACAGUAAAAAUUGUUGUUGAUGUAUCCAUGUAUCCAUCUGUCGAAUUAUUAAGUGAACCUCGAGUAAUUGAUCAUAUCUCGAAACAAGUAUAUGAUAUUCUAGAGAAAAAAAGACAAAAGGCACGUGAUAGUGCAAUAAUCAAAGCUUGUAAAAAUGCUGUCUCUCUUCUUCUAUCGAAGAAAAAAGGAAUUCCACCAACAAUCUUAUCCGUUUAUUUGCCAAUGAAUAUUAUUGAGUCAUCUGAUGAUACAGUUGUACCUAGUGUUUCAUCCGAUGAAGACAUAUUGGAAACAGGUGUUGGUGAAGAUGAUGAUAGUAUUAAUAGCGAUCAACUUUCAUCAUUUAAUUCACAAGGUUCACAUAUUUCUUUUUUUUUAUGUAACAAUGUAAUGACAGUAAAUACAACUUUCGAAUAUCUUUUUGAUUAUUUUAAACAUUCUCUAUCAAUUAAUAAUAAACCGAUGAAUCUUGAAAAGAUCCUAACGGAUGUAUGUAGUUAUGCUUUUCUUGAACUUAAUUGUUCUGUGAACAUUCGCAUGUUAAAAAAUGAAAUAAGCCGUCAAAUCAGUCAGAUAGUGCAAUCAGCACGUAUACGUGCUGCCGGUAAAAGUGUUAUCGGAGUUCUACGUACAAAAAAUAUUUUCUCAUUUAUUUUCAAAUCUAUCAAUUCUCUGAAUCGACUUGAACCAUCGAUGGGAUUUAUAAGAUAUAAAAAUGAUGAUUAUUUAAGUCCAAGUCUUUUUAUUCGAGAAAAUAAUGAUGAAACUGCUAUUUUUCAAUUUUAUCCAUUUCCAAAUAUAGUUGAGAUAACCAUUAACGAGACAUUAGUGAGAAAGGCAUUAUCUUCGUUUGAUAUAGUACGAGCAUUAGAUAUUAAUGAAAUUUCUAGUCUUGUUUCACAAUGUGUUGCAACAUAUGAUUUAAAAUUAAAUUUACCAAUUUUUGAAGAAAUUCUUAAAACAAAAAUAUUGCUUGAACGUAGUACGUUAAAUUCUAGUUAUUUUUUAACUAUGUCUGUAAAACUUGCAGAAAAAGAAGAUCAAAUUGAUAAAGUUAAUGAACAAAGUCAAAUAGAUGAUUCUCAUUCCUUCUGUGAAGAAGAAAUAGAUGCUAUUAUUGGUCGAACAUACAGCACCCGGGGUGUUAAACGCUCCUUUCCUUACAAAGAAAUUCUAGGUGAUGAAAUUGCAAAAUCUGCUCGAAGUGUUGUGAAUAAGUUUAAAGAACUUCUUAAUGAAGUUAAGCAUAAUUCUGUAAAACGAAAGGGUCAUCUAAAACGUCUAUGUCUAGAAUUUGUAAAAGAAUUUCGUCAAAGUGGUCUUCGUACAACUGUUACUCCGUAUAUCCAUAUAAUUGGAAAUCAUUUAUUCGAAUUCGAUGAAUUCAAUGACCUUGGAGAUUACAAUAUGCAAGGAGUAGAGAAAAAUAAUGAUCGACUCUCUAAUAUCUAUUUUUCAUCUACAAAUCCCGCUAAAAAUCCCCUCCUUACUAUGCUUCAGAAACUUUAUCGAACGCUCGAGAUGAACUUUGAAGAAGAAGCAGAAAGAGAUGCAAUGGCUGAAUUUGCUCGAACAGGUGUAUACGAUUUCGUUGAAACUGUACAUCAUUCUAAACCAUCACAUGACGAUGACAUUUUCUUUCAUAACAAAGAACAACAAAAAUUAGAUAGUGAUGAUGAACCUGAAGGGCAAUUUGAUCGAUCUGUAGAAGAUGUUGUUGAAGUAGAAGAUGAAAGCGACAUAGACUUAGAUGAAUCAAUGAUUUGGGCACCUGAAAAAAGAUUUGAAACUAACUUUUUACGUAGGACUGAAAAUCGAUUCAAGAGUUUCCGAAGAUCAUAA
Molecule: messenger RNA, 1851 nt
Organism: Rotaria sordida
Lineage: Eukaryota; Metazoa; Rotifera; Eurotatoria; Philodinida; Philodinidae
Source: the annotation of a GenBank genome assembly